AUGUUGAAUACUCAAGCUCAGGUGUCACGUACUGGACUAUGUUCAGGUAAUAGUCAACUAAUAGAAAACAUAUUACCCUCGACCAUAUGUUCUACAGAUAUUUAUGAUAAAUUGUUGAAUGAAUGCCAUUUUGAUAAUAUGAUUCAUCGAUCUAAUCCAGUUCCACGUGCUGUAUGUAUUCAGGGCAUAAUUGAAGACGAUGGUAGUUAUCCGUUAUACAGACAUCCAGUAGAUAUUCAACUAAUAUUACACUCUUACACACAAACUGUUCAAUCUAUUGCUGAUUAUUUAUCCAAUUAUAUGAAUCAACGUUUUAAUCAUGCAUUAAUUCAACAUUAUCGAACUGCUAAUGAUAAUAUAUCUUCUCACUCCGAUAAAACGUUAGACAUAAUUAAAAAUAGUUUAAUUGUAAGUUUGAGUUUAUAUCAAAAUCCAUCUGGUUCUAUUCGUACAAUGACAUUAACAAAUAAAAUAAAAUCAACUGAUGUUCAAUUAGUACCAUUACCUCAUAAUUCAUUAUUUGUAUUGGACUUGCAAUCAAACAUCGAUUAUUUACACGCUAUUAAUAAAGACAGUAAGCAGGUACAAUCAGCUGAUAAUAAUCCAAGGAUUAGUCUUACAUUUAGAUCAAUAGGAACAUUUGUAAAUUCUAAUAAACAAUUAUGGGGACAAGGAGCGAUACAUAAAACAAAGGAUGAAUUAGUGUAUACAGCCAAUCGGUUCUCGACUAUGAAUGAUAUUGAUACAGUAAAAGCUGAAUGGUCACGUCUCAAAAAGGCGUUUGAUGCAGAAAACUUAAAUGGUUUUGAUUGGGAAUAUUAUUAUGGAAAUGGCUUUGAUAUUAUUGAUAAAAGUUCAUUAAUCGAAUCAUACAAACGGACAACAGUCAGUAAUGAAAAUGACGAUCAGGACUUCGUUACAUGA
Messenger RNA from Didymodactylos carnosus, 924 nucleotides. The record is from the annotation of a GenBank genome assembly. Lineage: Eukaryota; Metazoa; Rotifera; Eurotatoria; Philodinida; Philodinidae.